AUGGCCGACAUCCUCACCCAACUCCAAACCUGUCUAGACCAGCUAGCAACCCAAUUCUACGCAACCCUAAGCUACCUAACGACCUACCACGACAACAUCCCCACGACACUCCCCCCCACAUUCCCCCCCUCACUCUCCGCGCCCCCUCUCGCCAAAAUCCCCAAAAACUCAUCAACACCACCCGUCCCCGCCACCAUCCAAGCCUCCCAAUCCCAAACCUCCCCCGCACCACCACCCACAACACCUAACCCCAACCAACAAGCAGCCACCGAAGGCGGAGGCGGGGGAGGAGGAGAAGGAGGAGGGGAAACAGACCCGGCCCUCCCGGCGCCGGACAGUCCGGAGACUUUCGCGGCGCGACAGCGCGAAUUGGCUCGAGAUUUGGUCAUCAAGGAGCAGCAGAUUGAGUAUUUG
This is a messenger RNA of Aspergillus ibericus CBS 121593, 414 nucleotides long. Its product is annotated as med21 domain-containing protein. The record is from RefSeq and is a predicted model, not a curated record. Gene Ontology annotation, biological process: regulation of transcription by RNA polymerase II. Gene Ontology annotation, molecular function: transcription coregulator activity. The transcript is spliced from 2 exons. NCBI's taxonomy places the organism in Eukaryota, Fungi, Ascomycota, Eurotiomycetes, Eurotiales, Aspergillaceae. Gene Ontology annotation, cellular component: mediator complex. The annotation marks the transcript as partial.